CUCUUGAAGAUUAUAUUUUGCUGUCAUUUUAUUUAAAAUACCGUGUAUCAAUCUGUUUUUUCCAGAAUUCAUUUCCGUCUAGUCUAAAUUACAUAUUAAUGAUGCUUGGCUUUUAGAGAGAUGCGGCAACUUCGAUCGUGUAUGGAAAGUUGAAUUCAGAAAUCAGAACUAAACACGCGAGCGAGGAAUUGACAUUUCUGCUAGGGAGUUGCGGCAUCUUUUUCUAUAAACACAAUUGUCUCACUCCAAUUAGAUUCUUUAAUUAAAAGAAUAAAACUUUUGUUUGAUUAUACCGAAGAGGAUAUUAAAAUACUAUGUCAACAGAAAAAAUCAAUUCAUCAUAUGCUGAGCCACCACCUCCUUAUACAAGUUCUCCUCAACCUGGAUCAUAUCCUACACCUGGCCAUUAUGGUCAGAAUGUUGCUGCAUACAGGAACAUGUUUCAAGCUCCUGUUGGCCCACCUCCUCCUGGUGGUGUUCCUGUUUUUCCAAUGGCCCCUGGAUAUUAUCCUCCUUCUUCGCAGACUGUUGUUGUAAAUGCUCCUGCUAGUGCUCAAGCUGGAGUUCAAGCUGUUACAGUGGUAAGUGUCCAACAAUGUGGUCCUUAUCCAAUGCAAGUCACUUGUCCUCAUUGUUCAGCUCAUGUUAUGUCUGAAACUACUGCUUUACCAGGACUGUUGACUUGGCUGUUAGCUGGUGGUCUUCUGCUUUUAGGUUGCUGGGCUGGUUGCUGUUUAAUUCCAUGUUGUGCUCCUGAAUGUCAAGAUAUUGAGCAUCGUUGUCCAAACUGUAAACAGCAUUUAGGUACAUUUCGAAGAAUCAACAUAUGAAUGGGAUGAAAGUUUUGGAGAAGUGUGUGCGUGUGAAUUUUCAAAACUUGUUGCAAAAAUUUUGAUCAUAACUGCAAGCAAUACUGAGUGUGUUACAUGAAAAGAAUAUUUUUUACCUAUAUUUUAUUCUAGUGUUGUGGGAACAUUUAUACAUCUUGUAUAUAAAUAAUUUCUCUUGUCUUUAGAUUUAAAUGUGAUAUUCCAUAUUAUUCAUCAAUUAAUGUACUUUUUUAUAGUUUACAUAAGGUAAUAUUACUCUUCGAUGCUAUCUCUACAAAUAAAAUAAAAUAUCAAAUGAUUUCAUUACUCCAUAUAGCUAUAUAGCUACGUAGCAAAAUUUUCUUUUCCAUUGUUUUCUCCUUUUCCCUUUGUAUCUUUUGAAGGAGUUCGGUGAAUUCAGAAGUAGCUUUUCAUCCGUUUGAAAGAAAUGGGAUGAGUCAGAGCUUGCUUUUAAUAGUAUUUGUUUGGAGCCUCUGAUAAUUUUAAAUGGUUUGUGGUAAACAAGUCGGGAGCAUAGUUUUAAUUGUAGAAAUAGCUAUCACAGUAUCAAAUAAAAUUUCUUAUUUCCCUAAAAUUAAAAUUUCCUCAAUGAACUAAUGCAAACAUAUCGUUUAAGUAGUUGUGUAUGUGUUCUCAGUGUAUGUGUGUGUGUGUGAAAGGAAAAUAUCCUGCUGUUGAAAUCCAUUUCAUAAUUCCUUUUCUGAUAUGAAGGGAUUCUGCUUAAAAUUGUUGAAAAUGCCAUUAAUUGUUGAUAGCCAAGUUUUCAUACAUUUUAAUGCUUCUUUCUGAAUUAGUUUUGCAGGUUUAAAAGUUUUAGAAUUACAAUAUGAUAUUUAAGCAAAAUUUUAUGAAGCAUAAAUUACCAAAAAUAAAUUUCUUUAUAAUGUUAUUAUAUUUAGAAUAUUCAGAUUGGUUGUGAGAAUUUUAACUUUGCAGAUAAUUUGUUAAAUUUUAUUGUGUCAUAUAAUUUUUUUUUCCAUUAUCAGUUUCUGAAAUUGGCCAAUUUAAUGUUAGAAAUUUUGAACUCUCACAUUGUAGCAGUCUAGGAUUUCAUUCUUUGUUACAUUGAAAUUAAUCUGUUUUAUAAUUAGUCAAUUUAACAGCUACUUUUAUUGAAGUGUAUACAGAUCUUUAAGUAGCAAAGUCCUUCACCCCACUCUGUUCUUCAUACCUGGGAAUGACCUCUAAUAAUAAACAACCAUAUUCCAUGAUUUUAUUCAUCAUUCGUUGUAUAUUUCAUUUUGUAUCCUUCUGUGAUAUUUUUAAUUAUACUAUUGUUAUUUAUUGUUUUUAAGUUUUCUGUAUUAUAUUGUUUCUAUAAUUGAAUUUUUUACCACAUUAUUGUGACCAGUAUUAUUUAGAAAGAUUUUUUAAAUAACGAUUUAUACCCAAUUUUGUUAGUGACAUGAUCAGUUUUAUUAUGUCAUUAUUCUUGAUCAUGCAGAUGCCUGAAAACUCAGUUUUUUAGAUGUAUUAAAUGAUUGACGUGAAAAUAUCGAUUUCAUUUUGUGUCUGUGUUAAAUUAUCCACUUUAGUGGAUAGUUUUUCUAUUUCUAUAUUAGUAUUAAACAGUACUGGUUUAGACUGACCUUACUAUUUUUUGAAUGUAGAAACUAAAUAAACCUUUGCCAUUGUUAUUAAUACCUUGCCAAAAUGUGUUUAACUGUCAAAAUUGUUUAAAAAGUAUUUAUUAGUGACACUCAGAAUCGCACUCGGAUUUUUAACUAAAUGCUUUUGAUUUAUGUGAGGGCAAAGGUGGUAUGAUACCUGGCAUUAUCGAAAUUUGAAGCAUUAAAGGGUGAUUAAAGAUUAGUUUCGAACUGUGAAGUUUCGAUUUCUUUUGAAACAUUUUCUACAGAAUAUUCUUGUAAAUAUGUUUUGUGCCAUUUCUCAGUAUUUUAAUGGAUAUUAAUGAUAUUUAUAUGAUGAUGUUCGAAUAUUUUAUUCUUCUCAUGGCUUAAGGAGUAUUUUUUAAUGAAGUUAAAAUUAUGCAGUUUUUCUAGGUUUACUGAAAAGUUUAGAUAUGCCAGAAGUUAGAUAUUAUGUUAAUUCCUGCAAAUAAAUUCUGAUGUUUAAUUACAAUUUUUAAAAUUUAUUUAUAUUUCACUGACUCAAAUUUUACACCUGACUCUCUUUACUGUAUAGAAUUUUGGAAUAUUCAAACUUUGAAAAAAAAAAAAACAAACAAAAAUCCCUACUUAAAUUUUAGGGCUUACACCAGACAGUGAUCAAUUUCUUCUUAUUGUAAAAUGCAAUGUUGUAACUGUUUUAAUCAAUUAAGUGGAUAUGAGUUUUUUUAAUUUAUAAUUUUAUAAUGGCAAGAGAUGAAAGAAAUGCCAUUUUCGAUAUUAAUGAUUAUUUUUAUAGUUUUACGAUAGAAAUUUAUAAGAAUCAAAGUUUGUGAAGUCUGAAACAUUUGAAAGUAUUUUUUGUAUUUAGUUUCUGGAAAAAAGUUUUUGUAUGUGAGGGGAAUAUAUUUUAAUUUUUGGAUGGAUUUAUAUCUAUAUUUUAAAUAAUGCAUAUUCUUGUAAAUAAGUCUGUGAUAAAUAGGCGGUUGUCUAAUGUGAAUUGAUAUGUGUUCUUAUUUAUUGAGUUUCACAUAUAAUUUAUGUUUGUUUCUCAUAACAGUUUCUUUUUUUUUUAAUGUUGUGCGUAGUCUUAUUUAAUAUUUGCCCUGUGAUCAUUCUGUCCAUUAUUUUUGAUCAAUUAUUAUUUCUUGGUACUAAUUUUUACUAUUUUUCAUGUGCCAUUAUUUUCUAUUCCUCCUGUGUUUUUUAUUAUCAAUUUAAUUCAUUAAAAGAAAUGCUCUCAAUAAAAAUUAUUCCAUAUCAUAAAUAUGAUGCUGGAAGAAGGUUUUACCUUUGUUACUAGCUUUUCAAAAUUCAACAAUUUUUGAUCAUUUAAGGGGUCUUUAUUCCCAAAAAUUUAUCAGAAUGGCAAUAUUUUUUCAUUGGUUCAUAUGACAACAUGAAUUAUUCUAAUAUGCCUGUAAAAUCCUGGAGCUGUAUUUUUAUUUUCUAUUAAGUUGAAUAAUUUUUGAUGAAUGACAGGAGAAGAAACAAUGUUGCUACAGACACUUUUCCAAAUAUUCUUCCAGAAAGCAUGCUGAUGUAUAUUGAAUUUCAUGGCAGUUAUUAAAAUAUUUUAAGGUAUUUAUUUAAGCAAAUUUAUAAAUACAAAUCUUCAAUUUUGACAUUUUAUAUAGGAUUUUUUCCUCUUCAUAAAGUUUAAUUUAGUUUUUUCUUUUUUUAAUUUUACACCUGUACCGUGUGAGGAUUUUAAAAUAAUGAAAAUAAAAUUGUUAAUAUCUUUGUAUAUAUUUUGAAUUUAUGUUUGCAGCAGAAUUGCGCAUGGAAUAAGUUUUAUGGAGUGUAUCCAUUUUUUAAUAAUAGUUUGAAUUAAGAUUUAUGAAAUAUUCAUAUUUUGUUUAUUUUCCUUUUAAGCAUUAAUUUUCUUUUAUUCUUUUAUAGUUUCAGAUUCUUUCAAUUUUUUAUGGUAAGCAGUUUAAAAUAAAUUAAUCAUCAUUCUAUAAAAAUUACAGAUUAUUCUAUGAGUUUACCAUGCUAUUAGAGGAAUGAAAAUUUUAGAUUAUUUCUCCAUAUUGUAUUUUCGUUCAUGUGCUAUUUUUUGAAACCUUAAGUCAUUUUUUUACAAAUGAAAUAGGGAUGUAAAUUUUUAAAAGAAUGUUUUAAAAUACAUGUUUCAUGGAACUGUGUUUGAAAUUAGCCCUAAGAUCUGUAGCAAUUUUUAAAAAGAUUUCAAAGUCAAAUUUAAUGCAAUUUUGAGAAUUUUUUGUGUGUCUGAAAGUAAAAAAAGCAAUAAAAUAUUAAAUUACUACCACAGAAGAAAAGCCACUCCUAGUUUUAUGGAAUAUAUUAUAAGGUACAUGAAAAAAAGGAUUCUAAAAAAAUAUGCAUAUUCUCAGUUCUGAUGCAGAAACCAUCUGCGCUAUUGCGCAUGCAUCAGGAGGCAUUUAUUGCACCAAAAUAGGGAUAAAAUUAAACAUGAAGUAGGGUAUAUUUACAUUUAGCAAUAAAAUGAAAUAUUAAUUGUGAAAUUGGGAGGCGUAAAAACUGCGGAUGACUCUCAAAAUCGCCGAAAGAGGCCAAGUUUACUAUAAAAUACUUUAGAACAAUUUUAAUUUACAGUAAGGGACCGAAAUAUAGAAUUGGUAUAUUUCUGUACUUAAAAACUUUUAAUUCACUUUUUUAUAAAUAACCAUUUUUAUGCUAAAACACCUUUUAUAAAAAAAAUCUAUCAUUGAAUUUUUUUGAACUUUAUUUAAUAAUAUUAUAUGAAA
Messenger RNA from Argiope bruennichi, 5130 nucleotides. RefSeq names its product lipopolysaccharide-induced tumor necrosis factor-alpha factor homolog. The record is from RefSeq and is a predicted model, not a curated record. Gene Ontology annotation, molecular function: zinc ion binding. The coding region runs from base 315 to 830 and encodes 171 amino acids. NCBI's taxonomy places the organism in Eukaryota, Metazoa, Arthropoda, Arachnida, Araneae, Araneidae. The transcript is spliced from 6 exons.